Silurus meridionalis is the source of this 2669-nucleotide messenger RNA. RefSeq names its product solute carrier family 5 member 6 (gene slc5a6b). The transcript is spliced from 17 exons. Gene Ontology annotation, molecular function: sodium-dependent multivitamin transmembrane transporter activity. The record is from RefSeq and is a predicted model, not a curated record. NCBI's taxonomy places the organism in Eukaryota, Metazoa, Chordata, Actinopteri, Siluriformes, Siluridae. Gene Ontology annotation, biological process: pantothenate transmembrane transport; biotin transport; sodium ion transport. Gene Ontology annotation, cellular component: membrane. The coding region runs from base 408 to 2270 and encodes 620 amino acids.
CGGUUCGUUAAUGACCUCCCAUUCCGUCACUGUAUACGAUUAGCGUUUGGGAAAUAAAUACACGCUGGCUACAGGGGAAAGGAGUGCGAAUUUAUGACAGUGACGGUAACACGCUGAGAUUAUAAGAAUGUAAUCAGUUUGAUUAUCUGAUCCGUACUGUGAUUGAUGACAGGUCAAAAAUCACGUGUUUCGUUACAGGUGAUUUGUCAAUGCACAAUUCACAAUGGCGCACACGUGAAGAACUACGUUUAAGAAUGAUCUUCGCGUCUGUUGCGACUUUCUCAAAUCAUUUCCUGCAAGGUUAGUUUUUGGAUUAUGCCAAGGAGCAGGUGCUCCCCUAUCCCUCCUGGAUGACUGCAACAAAUCUGUUCUCCUAUCCCCCUAACUAAAGCCCUAACCUUCUCAGCAUGGACAGCACUGGACAGAAGUACUUCAGUGCUAUUGACUUUGUGUUAUUUGCCCUGCUCCUGGUUGCGUCCAUGGCCAUAGGGCUGUAUUAUGCCCUUUCUGGAGGACAGCAAAGGACCACACAGGAGUUUCUGUUGGCUGACCGGAGUAUGAGGUGCCUGCCCCUUUCCCUCUCCCUCAUGGCUUCGUUCCAGUCUGCUGUUGCAAUAGUGGGGACGCCAGCAGAGAUCUACACCAAUGGCACACAGUAUUGGUUUAUUGGCUGCGCUUAUAUCCUAGGGCUCCUGAUCCCAGCCCACAUCUUCAUUCCGGUGUUCUACAGACUCCAUCUCACUAGUGUUUAUCAGUAUCUGGAACUACGUUUCUCUAAAGCAGUCCGAAUUUGUGGGACGGUGACCUUCAUUUUUCAGAUGGUUAUUUAUAUGGGUGUCGGAAUAUAUACUCCAGCUCUCGCACUAAAUACAGUUACUGGUUUUCACUUGUGGGGAACAGUAUUAGCAACUGGAUUGGUGUGCACAAUAUACACAGCACUGGGUGGAUUAAAAGCAGUCAUCUGGACAGACGUUUUUCAGACUGUGGUGAUGUUUGCAGGCCAGCUUGCUGUCAUCAUAGUGGGGGUGCAGCAGGCUGGGGGUCUUUCUGAGGUUUGGCGGAAAGUCACAGAGGGAGGCUUGAUCUCUGCCAUUGAUCUAAAUCCUGACCCGACUGUGAGACACACCUUCUGGACGUUGGGGUUUGGUGGUGUUUUUCUGAUGCUCUCUCUAUAUGGUGUGAACCAAACGCAAGUGCAGAGGUACCUUAGCUCUCGCACAGAAAAAGAGGCUGUAAUGUCAUGCUACAUGGUGUUUCCAUGUCUUCAGGUUGCUUUGGGUCUAAGCUGUCUGAUGGGGAUUGUUAUGUUUGCAUGUUACAGUGGGAACAGUGCAUUAGACCAACUGUAUAUCAAAUCUAAAGAUCAGAUGGUCCUAUACUUUGUCAUGGACAUGCUGCAAGAUAUUCCUGGACUGCCUGGACUGUUUGUUGCAUGCUUAUUCAGUGCAUCUCUAAGUACAAUAUCCUCAGCUCUCAAUUCUUUGGCUACAGUAACAAUGGAGGAUUUUAUUAAGCCACAGUAUCCCGCUAUAUCAGAAGCUAAAGCCACCAUACUGUCCAAGAUGCUUGCCUUUUCAUAUGGCCUUUUAUGCCUUGCUAUGGCCUAUGCUAUCCAUUUGAUGAACAGUUCUGUUUUACAGGUAGCUCUCAGUAUCUUUGGAAUGGUAGGCGGUCCCUUGCUGGGGCUUUUCUGUCUUGGCAUAUUUUUCCCUUGGGCCAAUAGCACCGGUGCAGUAACAGGACUUGUUGCUGGGCUCAUCAUAGCCUUCUGGAUUGGCAUUGGUGGAUUUGUGGCUCAGAUGUCAUGCACUGCCACUUGGUGUCCACAUAACGUCACUUAUCCAGUAUCAACAGGAAAUAUGACCAUGACUACAGUGACAUCACUAAUACCUGCAGCCACUCCUAAACCGAGUAAACCUGAUGGGCUGUAUGGCUUCUAUUCCCUUUCAUACAUGUGGUACAGUGCUCUCAACUCCACUGUUGUGAUCCUUAUUGGACUUCUUGUCAGUCUAAUCACAGGUCCAAUGAAGAAAAGAGACGUAACAGAAGGCACUGUUUACCCUCUACUGAAUAACAUAUGUUUUAACUUUCAAUUUCUGCUGAAAACCAAGCCUUGCUGCGGCUCAACUCCAGCGCACAGGAUUACUGCUUAUUGUGAACAAAUGAAUGGUGUUGCCAAGCCAGAGAGAGACAUUGGAACAGAGGAAGAAAUAGAGACAUUUUUGCCACUUAGCAAUAAAUCUUAUUUAGAGAAGGAAACCUCAGUGUAAAACAUCAUGUCGACUAUAAUAUACCUUUUGUUUGUUUGUUUACAAAAUCUAUUUAUCAUUUGAGCUGAUUCAGGUUUUUUCCUCUCCCUUUUGGGCAAGGAGUUGGUUAUCUGAAAAGCUGCAUACAAAUAGGAACUUUGACACUGUGGUUUUUUUUGGUCAUACAAACCAGAAUGCAAUUAUUGAAUGUUUUUUAAUAAUUAACUUCCUCAGUAAACUGUGACUCGUUCUUUAUUAGCUGAUUGUUGAUUUGAUACUUUUUUUAAGGUUUGUUACCAAUGCAAAACGUCAAGGCAUACUGCCAUACUGUAAAAACAAGAUAGAGCAUAUUACAUGCAAUUGCUGUAACAAGGCUGCUCAUGCUGUUGUUUAUUAAAAAUAUACCUUUCCUAAAAGAAA